Messenger RNA from Cryptococcus wingfieldii CBS 7118, 3432 nucleotides. RefSeq lists its product as hypothetical. Gene Ontology annotation, biological process: chromatin remodeling. The record is from RefSeq and is a predicted model, not a curated record. Lineage: Eukaryota; Fungi; Basidiomycota; Tremellomycetes; Tremellales; Cryptococcaceae. Gene Ontology annotation, cellular component: cytoplasm. Bases 1 to 3432 code for a protein of 1143 amino acids. The transcript has a single exon.
AUGUCCAUGGCGUCGGAACACCCCACACUUUACUCGCAGCACCACAAAGUUAUAGACCAGCUCUACACUACCAUCACCACUGUCCCCCAAUCCACACUGGAUCCUGCAGUGAUCAACUACAUCCUCUUCCCCCUCACCACCGUCAUCCGCCAGUCCAACCCUACCACCCUGCCCGACGCAUUCCUCGAAGCCUCCUUCGGGCUUCUAGCGCACCUCGUGGGAGCGUGGAGAAAGACGGAAGCUGGGAUGGAUAUGGCUGGGUGGGAACAGCUUUGGAAGUUUGGAGUGGCUGCUGUGGGGCCGAGGGUGGUGAAGCGGGAGGGGGAGAAGGGGAAAGGGAAGGAAGUGGGACAGGAAGUGCAGGUGCAAGCUAUCAAGCUUCUCUCGGCUCUUUUAUCCCCCUCGGAUUUACCCAAAUAUCCUACGGCAGACAUGCUGGACAAGGUAUCGUCGCCGCAAUCCAUGCUUCCUACUCUCUUCCAGACAAUCACUCUCUUGCUCGAAACCUCCCAACCGUCUCCACCCUACCACGCCCUUCAACUCUCUUCUCUCGUCCUCCUGCGCUCUCUACUUUCCCACUACUUUCCGAACAAUCAUCAAGUUCUCGCAGCCGUCCUUCCGGGCACAGUGAGCGCCAUGGCAAAGAUCAUCAAUGAGGGAGGUAAGGGCCUUAAAGGGGAGGUGGCGAGGGAAUGCGCGAGGAUUGUGGAGGGAGUAGUUUCGGGGACUCUGGCGGAUGAAGAUCUCGUACGGCUCGGUGUAUUGAGGGCAAAAGCCGAGGACCUGAGUGGCCUGGCCGAGCAGUGGGAAGAAGAAUCGACCGUACCAGCUUCGCCCGCAUCAGCACCUUCAACAUCUCCCUCAGCCCGGCCCGACCCAUUCCCGCCUCUUACACCGGCAUAUCUCUCAUUCACUUCCUCCCAGCUAGUCACUGCUAUAUCUCCUAUCCUGUCAAUCUUGAUUCCUCAUCCGUCAGACGACGCGAGACACGGAGCUAUAUCCCUAGCUUCAACGUUGAUCGAGAAAUGUUCAGAGAGCCUGCCUCUCCUGCGGCCGCGGUCUCUGACUACCCUCUUGCUCUUGUCGCAAGAUACAUUCGACCCUGUACGGCAUGAUGCUCGUCGGAGAUUGCGUUCCCUCCUCCCCACAGAAAGCCUGCAACUUUCGCCGGUAUUGCUCGACCUUCUAAACGAAGCCAUCAACGCCAUGCCCCGCUUGGUCUCUUCGCAUCAAGAUAUCAAAGUUGACGAGCUCGCCAGACUCAUCACCGCCAUCGCCGAGUCUUCCUCCCCUCUCGCCUUCUCGUCCAAAGGCAAUGCGAUUGCACAACUCCUCGGUCCUGAUGGGAACGUGGAGAGGUGGGGUUGGUCUUUGUUGAGUUGUUUCGAGUUUGGGAAGCCUGCAGGAUGGGCAGAAGGCAAAGGCGGGCCAGAGAGGACUUCCAGGCUUGGAUGGGAAGGCGGUCUUGGUGGUCAGACCGGGCUGCUACUGGACAACGGUACGGAGAAGGAUCAGACUUCGGAAGAAGCACCCUUGAGCAAAUAUCCAUCUCUCCCUCUUCGGCACGUCGAGUCGGAAGAGACGACACGCAAGCUUCGUGCUAUGCUUUCUGCCCUAGGAUCGACAGGCGGAGAAGCAGCUCUGCAUUCGGUAGAGUAUUUUAUGCUGUUUGCAAAGUCCAAUAAGGGCAGGCAUGUGGCAAAGAGUGUCUCUGCUAUGUGGGUUGCUGAAGCCCUCGUGCAGGGUAUUCAGCAGGCGCAGAUGGAAGGUGUGGAGGGAAAAGUUAGCAGGGGAGUCAGAAAGAUGGCCAAGGAGAUGGCCAAGGUGCUUGUCGCUCUGGACGAAGAUGGCGAGGAGGAAGAAGGGGAAGAUCCGGCAUACGGGAAAGCAGAAGAGACAGGAUUGGUGCCGAUCGAGAGGACGAGUGGCGUCAAUGCGUUAACGACUAUUCUGGAUAAGAAUCCUCUGCCAAACUCGUACACGGCGGAGGAGACGAGAAAGCUGCAAGUGCAGGCGCAAAAGACGCUGCUCACGGCGCUUUCGCUGCAAGGGUUCUCGGUCUCUGCUGGAAUACUGUCUUCGUCGUUCCGCCCUCUCCUUCUUACGACACUCUACAUCGUAUUGUCGCAUCUCGCCUCGCCACAGCCUAUCGUACAGAGCUACGCAUCCACAACCUUGACCCACAUUGCCCACUACACCAAUUACUCUUCCCCUUCCGACCUCAUCCUCGACAACGUCGACUAUGUAAUCAACGUCGUCACACAACGCCUCACAUACAAGCGACUUUCACCAUCCGCGCCUCUCGUGCUGAUAGCCAUGAUCCGUCUGGUCGGCGCACCGAUCGUGCCGCUCGUCCAAGACGUUGUGGAUGAGGUAUUUGAUGCUUUGGACGAGUAUCAUGGGUAUGAGACAAUGACCAGCGGGCUGUUAGCUGUACUUGUGGUGCUGGUGGAAGUCAUGGGCAGGGAGGUGCAGGCGGAGGGUGUGUCUGAAGAGCGGAAGAAGAAGGUGGAAGAGUUAAAGAGAAUAGAAAAGGCGCCAAAUGUCGAAGAAGACUUGAGGCAGUUUGGAAAGUGGUGGGAUGGGAGACAAGAGCUGCGUGCGCAAGAAGUAGAAGAGCUCUUGGAGCGAGCACCUCAGCAUGCUUGGGGGAAGAAGGAUAUCCCAGGUAUGGAGGAAGAACCCGGGGCCGACCAAGAUACUCCCAUGCCCGACGCCGAAGAGGCCCCGCCUACCAGGACUCAACAGGUAGCCACCCGCAUUCUGUCCAAGUCCCUCCACUUCCUUACACAUCGCUCUCCCUUCCUCCGAUCCAAAGUACUCUCUCUCGUGGCCAACGCCAUCCCCGUCCUCGCUCUCGGCAAUCGCGAGUCGGACCUGCUGCCUUUGAUUCACGAUUCAUGGGGUACGAUCUUGAAUCGAUUGGACGAUGGGGAGGCAUAUGUGGUGGUGGAAGCUGCUAGUGUGAUUGCUGCGUUGUGCGAGCACGCGGGAGACUUUAUGAGCAAGAAGGUGCUGGACCAUGCGUGGCCGAGGCUGCUCAAGGUGAUGGAUAGCCGCAAAGAGCUCGACAAGAAAUCUGCGCUGGCGAAGCGAGGUGUAGUGGGGACGGAAAGUUCGCAUACUGUCUCACACCGUCUGCACCUUGCAAUCCUUCGAGUGGCUACCUUCAUUGCCCGUGAAGUGCCUGUGAACGAAGGGGUGCUGUGGGAGAUGAUGGUCAAGUCUAGAGUAUUUAUCGAUGGGAGGGUGAAUGAGGAACUGCAGGUGAAGGGGAUGGGAUUGUUUGAAGAGCUCAGAGAGAGAGAUGGGGAUGCCCUUUGGGUCGUGCUUAAGGCUACUAUGGGCGAGGACGAGUCGGGGACGUGGAGGUAUCUGAAGGAUGGGCUCGAUAUCGAAGGCAACGGGAGGAAGCUGCUGGAAGCAUUAUAA